Molecule: messenger RNA, 594 nt
Organism: Pieris macdunnoughi
Lineage: Eukaryota; Metazoa; Arthropoda; Insecta; Lepidoptera; Pieridae
Source: the annotation of a GenBank genome assembly
AUGGCAUUCGUAAACUUGAUUUUAUUCAACAUUUUCCUUGUGAGUGUGAAUUGUGAAUUGCCGAGAAUAAAUGGACUAAAAUUGUCGUUUAUGGAACCUAUUGGCGUGUAUGUUGAAUGGAAUACUGUGCCAUACAAAUCUAUGCCUUUGAUAAAAGGGUACAAGGUGAAGCUAUGGUCGAUUGAAGAACAGACGACAAGAAAUUUUAAAUUACUAAAUGGAGAUCAAUACCCAGGGUUACAGAGAAACGAUAUUGCUCAAGAGCCCUUCAGCAUUGAACACAUAUCCAAAAAUAAUGUUAGUGUAAUAACGAAUUCCAACGCAUAUUAUAACAUGGCAAGAAUAUUUAUGAGUAUAGACAAUUUGUAUGAAAUAAGAGUCAAUACUUUCAAUGCGACAGCUGAAGGACCAAUGACAGAUCCUAUUCGGGUGAAAAUCGUAAAAUCUGUGACCGAAUAUACCAUGUCACCAAAGGUAGUGAAACCACGGCCAAUAUAUAAAGCAUUGGGUUUGAGAAGAAUCGAUUCAUGUGGUGUGUCAAUCAUUACGAACUCGAGUGAUGGAGAGCCGUUUAUCCAUAAUUCUUAUUUGUAA